AUGUUAGGUGGAAUAUUAUUAAAUCGAGCAAGUUCAUCUGUAUUAACUGAUUGUACAAUAAAUAUGGCAUUAGAUGGCAUUUAUCGAUUACCAUUAGAAAAUUCUUUAUCAUCACAAAUUAUUCUUUUAAUUGAACAAUCAUUUCACGAUGAAAUAAUUGCAUUAAAACGAACAACAAAUAAAAUUCGUAUGAAUUUAAAUCAAACAUCAACUCAUAUAAAUGAAGAUAUAUUAGAAAAAUUUCGUCAUGAUUAUAGUUUAGAUAUACGUAUAUUAUUAGCCAGUCAAAUAAAUAUUAAAGAAGUCAAUAUAAGAAUUUUAUCAAAUGAUAAUAUUGGCUCUUAUGUAAUUAAAUAUUCACGUAUAAAUACUUCAAUAUCAAAUAUAAUUGAUUAUGACAAUAUUCAUGAUGAUAUUAUUAAGCAAGAUACUAUUUUACAAACUUUCACAAUGUCCAAUGUACGAGAAACAAUCAAUAAUGAUCAACAACGUAUAUUAACUACAAAUGGUUGGUGGCUUGGACCAGUUUUAUGUACAAAGAAUAAAAAUGAAACUUUUAUUAUGGCAAAUAUUUUGCCUCUAACAAACCAUUAUUUGUUCAUCACUUAUUUCAAUAUAUCAUCUAUUGAUAUUAACCAAUGUGCAAAUAAUGACGUACCAUUUGGAGGUACACACAGAUGUCCAGAUAGCAUGAAGUGUAUUCAUCAAGCUGGACAAGGCUUUAAAUUAGGUGCAUAUGAAUGUUUUUGUAAAGGUCCAUAUGGUAAUACAUCAAUAAGUAUUAGUGGCCAAGAGUUAGAAUGGAAUGAAACGAAUAAUGAUAUGCCAUCAAAACCAAGUAUAAAUACAUGUGAAUGUAAUCCACAUUUAUGUUUAGUAAAAUAUAAUCGGUUUUUACGUACAAUAAUUAUAUUUAUUCAAUCGAUAUUUAUUGUUUUUGUUGCUAUACUUGCUGCUAUUAUAUUUCAAAGACGUAAAAUUAAAAUAAUUAAACAUUCAAUGUGGAUUCUACUUGAAUUAGUUCUUUCUGGAGCGGCAUUACUUUAUGCAUCAGUUAUUGUUGAUAGCUUUGGUCCACAUGGAAUCGUUUGUUUAAUAAUGCCUUGGCUUCGUGAACUUGGUUUUACAAUUGUUUACGGUACAUUAAUCCUACGUAUUUAUAAAAUGUUAGCGGAAUUUCAAUCGCGUAAAGCACAUUGUGUACAAGUAAAAGAGAAAGAUAUUUUACGAAUAUUAUUUUUUAUAUCAAUAUCUAUUACUGGCUAUUUACUUGGUUGGACAUUUGUUAAUAUUGAUCAUGCAUAUGAAAAUGUUUCACUUGAAGAAUAUUUAUUAGGACAUGGUUAUACUUAUAAAAAUAAAAAUUAUUUUCAAACAUGUCGACCACGUUCGUGGGAUUAUCUUGUUCAAAUUGCGGAAUUUGUUUUUCUUUGUGUUGGAAUUCGUUUUAUUUAUAGUACACGAACAGCUCCAUGUGAAUAUCAUGAACGUAAAUUAAUUACAAUUGUUGUUGUUUGUGAAAUGCUUUUCUCAACAUUACUUCAUAUUAUUAAAGAUUGUUUAUGGGCAUCCAUUGAUCCGGAUACCCUUUUUAUGUUAUCAUUUUUUCGAUGUCAUAGUACAGUCACAUGUAUGAUAAUAUUUAUUUUUUGUACAAAAUUAUGUUAUAUAUUUCGUCCAGUUAAUGAAGAAUAUGCUGGACGAGAUCGAUUUCGUUCAUUACCUGAUGGUGUUGAAACAACAGACUUAGUUACAAAAUUACAAUCGAAUGGUGAUAUUGAAUUUGGUGAAUUAAAUAUUCGCGAUAUGGAUCCCGAAGAAAUUCGAGCGGAAUUAAAACGUUUAUAUACAUCAUUACAUGUUUUAAAAACAAAAACAAUGCGUAAAGAUAAUCCACAUUUAACAAAACGACAUGGACAAAGACGAAAAAAUCGUCGAUUUUCCAUGCAAGCAUUUCAACGUCAUGGUGGAGCAAGUUCAAGUGUUGGUGGAACAAUAAGUAAUAUAUUAGGAAGUGGAUCAGAAAAACAUGAUCAUGAUCCAACGAAAACACCUGAAGAUAGUACAGGUAGCCAUAAUGAAACGACACAUUUUGGUGGAAUGAGCAUUUAUCGUACAAGUAUUGAUGAUAUUGAAGACUUUCGUGGAAGAACAGUAUCAGAUAUAACAAUGCCAUCGACUGGAGUUGUUCAACGAGUUACAUUUAAAUGA
Molecule: messenger RNA, 2211 nt
Organism: Rotaria sp. Silwood1
Lineage: Eukaryota; Metazoa; Rotifera; Eurotatoria; Philodinida; Philodinidae
Source: the annotation of a GenBank genome assembly